UAAUUCCUCCAUGACUCUGCUCGUGUAGCAGCAGGGAGGGAUGUGUUGUAUCAUCCAGGCUGCCCGGCAGACACUUCGGUCCUUCAGUCGGAAUCCUGCAGCCUCAUCAUGGCCCUCAACAUCCCCGGCGUGGCCGUUAUGAUGUUCUUCUACCUGCUGGUCCUCGGGAUCGGCAUCUGGGCUUCUUUCAAGUCCAAAAAGGAAGCCAAGAAGGGCCAGGGGAAUAAGACGGAGAUGGCUUUGCUGGGUAACCGGGGCAUCAACCUGGUGGUCGGCAUCUUCACCAUGACAGCUACUUGGGUUGGAGGUGGCUUCAUUGUGGGCACAGCAGAGGCAGUCUACAACCCCUCCAUGGGACUGAUCUGGGCCGUGAUGCCAAUUGCAGCAACCAUGUGUUUCAUCAUUGGUGGCCUGUUCUUCGCCGAGCCGAUGAGAAACAAUAAGUAUGUGACCAUGAUGGAUCCUUUCCAGAUCAAAUAUGGAAAAGUACCGACGGCCGCUCUGUCUCUGGCCUCACUCGUAUCUGAGAUUAUGUGGGUAACAGGAACACUCAUAGGAUUAGGUGUAACCAUGAGUGUGAUCCUGAAUUUGUCCUACACUGUGAGCAUCUGGAUCUCUGCUGCUGUGGCCAUCACCUACACCCUGAUGGGAGGUCUCUACUCUGUGGCCUACACAGACAUCAUACAGCUCAUCCUCAUUUUCAUCAGUUUGUGGCUGUGUGUCCCCUUCGCUUUGAUGGGCCCCGCUGUGGUGGACAUCACUGAGACGGCCUACAACUACACCUUCCAGCCUCCAUGGGUCGGUUCUCUGGAGGCGGACAGAGCCUGGAGGUGGAUUGAUAACUUCCUACUCCUGGGUUUGGGGAACUUGGGUCUUCAAAACUUCCACCAGAGGACGCUGUCAGCUGCUUCCUCGGCUACAGCCAAGAUCACCUGCUUCGCGGCCGCGUUCAUCGUUCCCACAUUAGGCAUCCCUCCCAUUCUCCUCGGUGCAGUGGCUGCAUCAACAGACUGGAACAUGACCUCCUAUGGUUCUCCAUCUCCGUUCGCACGCAAUGAGACCGGACUCGUCCUGCCCAUCGUCCUGCAGCACCUUACUCCAACAUACAUCUCAAUCAUCGGCAUUGGGGCGGUGGCCGCCGCCGUGAUGUCAUCCACAGACUCUGCCUUACUGUCUGCGGCCUCCAUCUUCACCGCCAACAUCUACAGGACCAUCCUGAGGCCACUGGCGUCAGAGCGAGAGAUCGAGUGGGUGAUCCGGAUCUCGGUGGUGGUGGUGGGCCUGGCCGGUACGUCUCUCACCUUCCUGGACAACAGCGUCCUGAUGAUCUGGAUGCUUCGCUCUGACCUCACCUACACCCUCAUGCUGCCGCAGCUCGUCUGCGUCCUCUUCUUCAGCAUCUCCAACGGUUACGGGGCCGUGCUGGGCUGCGUGACGGGCAUGCUGUUGCGGGUGUUGUGCGGGGAGCCGCUGCUCGGGAUACCACCUGUUCUCAAAUUCCCAGGAUGCACUCUGGUAAAAGGGGUUUACAUCCAGCGCUCUCCAAUCAGGACCAUCUGCAUGCUGUCAUCUGUGGCAGCCAUCCUGUUGUUCUCCUACCUGGCGUCUGCGCUCUUCAACAGAGGCCUGCUUCCUGAGAAAUUGGACAUUUUUAAUGUAAAGACUCAAUACUCAAUACAAACACAAGAUGGCGCCAAAUCCGACACUAAGAAUGAGAACUUAAAAGAACCACAUGAGAACAAUGAAGUGUGUGAACCUAUGUUAGAAUCAACAUGUUAAGUCCAAAACGCUCAUUUAAAAUACAUUUUUAUACAUUUUACAUCAGUAUGGACUGGUUUAAGAAGAAAUGUAUGUAAUGUGUAAUGA
Plectropomus leopardus (leopard coralgrouper) is the source of this 1866-nucleotide messenger RNA. RefSeq names its product high-affinity choline transporter 1-like. The record is from RefSeq and is a predicted model, not a curated record. Lineage: Eukaryota; Metazoa; Chordata; Actinopteri; Perciformes; Serranidae. Gene Ontology annotation, cellular component: plasma membrane. Gene Ontology annotation, biological process: choline transport; transmembrane transport; acetylcholine biosynthetic process. Gene Ontology annotation, molecular function: choline:sodium symporter activity.